GUUGAAGAAGGGCAAGUACAGACAUUGGUACUGUUCCUCUCUCGGUUUUCUCUGUCGCUAAUUGCGUGGUUGUUUUAUUUCUCUUAUGUUUGGCUACCCAUAAACCUCACACAUUCUUACACGCAGCAGUAAAUUAAAGAUUUUUCAUUCAGACAUUCAAGAGGCAAAAGUUCCCUGUCUCCUUUGGCUUAACCACUAGUCCCUGAUGGGGAACUAAAGUUGUGGUGUUGCUGCCCAUCCUCCCUCCCAGACCUUCUCCAUUUCACAGCACGUCCUGCCUGUUCUGAAGCACCUGCAGAUCUCUACAGUCACAUCAUACUUGGUAAGUGUGGCCACAGAAAAGCCGUUGGUAGUUUUUUGAUUACUCUCCUAAGGGAAGGAGCGAUAACUGUAGAAGCAAGUGUUAAGAAUAAGGAGUUGCAAGGAGAGUUUUCUCAAGGCUAAACAAGCUCAUCUCCUUCAGCUAAUCUUGUUAUUCUCCCUCAUUCUCUCCUUUUUUUCUAGUUUCUUCUCUGAAUUAAGUAUCCCUCAUUACUCGGAUGACUUUUGUUGUCCCUUAUGGCUGUCAAGGUCAGCUCUUGCAGUGGGUAAUGCUAUUUUCCUUUUUAGAUGUCUUUUUCUUCAGUGCAUUAUGGGGUUCUGUGACUUGUAAUUUCCGAUGAGUGCCAUCCGACCAUUUAAUUCUUUGCAAUUACUAUAGUAGAUGCCAAACACAUUUGCAGUAAUUGGAUGGUACUUAGGGGAUUAGUCAAGACUGCCAAGACUCAGUCAUCCAAACCACAGCUGGGCUCUUGUGCUGUUUCCAUGGAAGCCUUGCUGCGUCUGCUGCUAAAUUUGUUUGCAAUCUGCGUUUUGAAUAAAAUCUCCCGUGCAAAAUUCUUGUCAACACUUGUGGCCUUGCUGUGUGGCCCUGAUUCUGGCAGUGGCGAUUGUGCCAUCUCCCUGAAUGGCAGCAGGUUUGCCAAUGACUCAUUCAGAGUCAUUAACCCGCUGACCCCACACAUUAACGGGCUGUUUGGGCUCCAGGUGUUGUCACUGCAGAUCCUAGAGGGUCGUUCACCAUCUUUAUGCAUCACGCAAAGGUGGCAGGUUUGUUAUUCUGCCUUUGUCUUGGUCCAUCGGGGAGACACGACUCUGGGUGCUGCUGGUAGCCCAGGAGAGCGAGAACAGAUGUUUGUUCUCUGUCCCUUGACUGGUGCUCAUCACCCGUCCCCUGUCCCCGCUCUGAGUCCUGGCUUGGCUCCGUCACUCCAGGUUUGGAUAUUACCUUCUGUUAGGUGACCUUGGCCUCGUAGAUUUUGGCUGUUUUUGCGAUGAUCUGACCAAGGACCAGGAGGUGUGAAAUUGGGUAAUGAUGGACAAGAGCUGAUGUAUCCAAGAGAGCUCUUUAAUUGUAUCCUGGAAAGGGAGGACGGGAUGCAUCCUGUGAUGCUAUUUUAAUCGGGAGUGAUACCAGCUGCUUAUGUCUUUCUCAUAUGCCAGGAAGAUUUGCAAGCCUUGGGUUACAAUUCCCUGAGCGUGUUCAGACACUGACAGGUUUGUGUAUUGAAGGGCGGGAGUGCAGUGGUUUAGCAGGAGAGAGUGAAGUGGAAGUUUGCAGCUCAGGAAAGCUUAUCAGGAAAAGGGCUUAAGUAGUUCAUCAUUAUUAAGUGCCAGUUGCUGACGUAAGAGCAUCAGAUCAGAGCUGUGAAGUGCUUUGCUGGGCUUGAGAGCCUGGUGGGGCGGCUUUAUUUGGAGGCUAAUUGAAUUGCAGCUCAAAAGAGACGUUUCCUGUCAUUUAUUAUAACAGGGUGAAUGAGCUGGAAUGGAGCAGCACUGCCGCAAGCAGGUUGCUCAGCUCUCUGCCAGUUGGGCUAAACUGGCUCCAGUCUGGUCCCGGCACAGCUGGGACACGUCAGCCUCUCGCAGGUGGUGACACGGAGCUGGUUUAGAGCAUCCCCAGCCUCCGGAGCUGAGCUCCGCUGCCAGGCCCAUCUUCCCAGCUCAGGAAUCAUAAGCAUUGGCCAAGAGGUAAAAAAGUGAUAUUCAGGAGCAGGGUUUCACCUUUUAGUCAGUGGUUGAUGUGAAUACAUAUUUUAUUAAAACCAAUCACCUUUCAGGCCUUUGGUUUAACAUCCCUCACUGAUGCUUUUAGUGACUGACCUUGGAAGAUGAAGACAUUGCAAUCCAGCUCUGCGUGAUGCUGCUGAUCCAGCUAUCGCUGCACUCCAUCUCCUAGCGAUGUUCUAUGUGCAUUUUUGUUUCAUUUCUGUUAUCUGACUCAGCACCAGCUCUCUCACAGGACAGGGCACGAUGGAUUAGUUUGAUUAGAUGUGCAGUGUUUUUCUGUCCUCUCCCUGAAGCGCCUUCACUUCUUGGGUCGAGGGACAGGAGCGGAUAAACACCCCAGCUAAUGAUAACAAGGCCUGCACGCGGUUUGGGAGAUUCAAGACUUGGGAGGGCAAGCUGGAACACAUUCAAAGGCUGAAAAUGGCUCUCCUGGAAAGGAUGAGCUAAAUAUACUCCGAAACUUUGAUUCCUCACUCCUCCGGGCACGGUCAGAUGCUCCUGUGGGUAACGACAAAGACACUUUCCACAGAUUCCCUUUCUAGGCAAAAUAAAUGUUUUCCUAAGAACUCCCGAAAGAAAGAUUUGCACUGUGGCUGGAUGCUCAGGGGUCCUAGCUCGGACAAAUGUUGAAGCUGAUUUUUGUCAGUUUUUCAUUGACAAGCAGCAACCUACUUCUUAUUCACACUGCAAAGUCACGGUGAGGAUUAAAAGAGAAGCUGGAUGGAGCAUUUUUCACUGCAGGCUGCACACGUUUCUGUUCUUGCAUCCAAACCCAUCACCUGCAAAAAGCAGCUUAUGGUUGAUGUUGCUGAUUUCCGUAUGUUUCUGUGUGCAUGAGCUGUGGUUUAAGAGCAACUUCCUCCUCCAACCUGUUCAACCCUUCCCCUUAUGCUUUUUUAAGAUAUCGACCUACAAGUAUAAUACUAUGAGAAAAAAACACUAAUAGAGAGCUGACCUCUGCUUUUUCCGCUGUCCAUUUCCUUUCCAAAAUAGUUUAUCUCCUACUUACAUCCCCUGCUCCUCGUCUCCUUUCUAUUUUCAGAAGCUGGUCUGGCGCCUGUUUCUGAGGGAUGAUGCAUCUGCAGCGCUCGGGCAUUUGCUGCAGGAGCGUUUCCAGGGUGUCUCAGCAUCUUGUGAGUCAACCCUGGUGUGUUUGGGAGCCGAUGUUCCCUGGUGAUAGCUCAGCAAAGGGUGGAGUGGGGGUCACUGGGGGAAUUAGCACCUGGGGGUGAUGGUUUGGAACAGAAAGGGGCACGUCCAGCAGUCAGUGGUGAACGGCCAGGGCUGUCUGCCAUUGCCUGGGAAACGCACCGUCUCUUUUGGGUGCAAUUUAAAGAUAUUAUUGGGCUGAAACGUUUGUAUGCUGCAAUGUCAUAAAGAGAUAGAUGUGACCCUGCUGUGUUUCAAAUGCCGCCGUGUCAUGGCAAGGGUCUGAAGUUUAGUUUCCACAGUCCUGUUAUGCGGCGUUUACGGGCUCGUGACUGGACUGAGCUCAGCUCUGGGGAGCUGAACGCCAAAAUGCGACUGACAGGUGGAAGGAAACGUAGAUGAGAAGCAACCUGGGCAGGCAGGGCUGUGUGUCUGUGACUACGUGUGAAUAACGAGCAUAAACGUUACCAUGAGCACUGUCCACCCUUGUGGUUUAAGUAACGAUCAUUUCAAAUGCCUCUGUUAGACUGGGAGUCACCGCUUGCACUACUCGUUAGUGAACGACUCUUAUCUCAGCGAGGGUUAAACUAUUAAUUUCCUUCUGGUAUUUCAUCAGACAGCAUGUUCUGUAUCUAUAUGUGCCCAGCCCAGCACUCACUGCGCAUUUUAGUGAGAUGUGAUGCUGAUUGAUCCCUUAACCACACACAGAAUUUAUUUAUUAGUUUCUCAAGCUGGGUUUUGGGUGGGAAGAUGUAGUAGCUGGGCAGGUAUUUUGGAUAGCUGGUAAGGACCGAAGUUCUUGUUGCAACCGCGUGCUGUGUCGUCACGUAAAGGCUGAAGAAAAGCUUUAAUACUGAACAGGAAGAGACUGUAGCUGUGUCGUCUUGGGUGCUGUAACACGGCUUCAUGCUAUAACAUGUUUCACUAUAAAUGUUCUAUGGCUGUCAGGGAGAGAGUGAAGCUCGGGAGCAAAACUGAGGCGAGGGCUUCCCCAGAGGAUAAAUGAGCUGGAAAGCAGCUAAGGAAGGAUCUUGUGUUAGCGCAGCUGCCGGUUUCUGACCUGAAAGCUGCUGCCGGCGAGCAGCUGACGGGAGGGAGGAGAUCAGCCUCUGAAGGGGCUGGUGUGUCGGGUUUCCAUGCGGAGCACGUGUGGAUAAUGCGAGCGGCGGACACCGCUGCCUGCUCCAGAGCACAGGGCGAGCCGGGAGCAUGGGGCAGGUGGCUUGGAAGGGUUUAUUUCUAUCGCUUUUUGAUUAUAAAACAGAGAAAUACGUCAUUGCGAAGAACAAGAAGGUGGGGAUUCUCUACCGAGUGGUGCAGCUCUCCAUCCUGGCUUACCUGGUGGGGUGGGUGUUUGUUGUCAAGAAGGGCUAUCAGGACACGGACACGUCCCUGCAGAGCUCGGUCAUCACCAAGCUGAAAGGCGUAGCCUUCACCAACACCUCGGAGCUGGGGGAGAGGCUGUGGGACGUCGCAGACUACGUCAUCCCUCCACAGGGUGAAAAUGUAUUCUUUGUCAUGACGAAUCUGAUUGUGACCCCAAACCAGAGGCAAGCCACAUGUCCUGAGGUAGGAAGAACUGAGCCCCUUGGCCCCCAGACCCCUACAAAACCGGGGAGUGCCAGCAUUCCUGAUGCCCUGUGUCACAAGGAUGGGGACUGCCCGGCCGGGGAAGCGGUGGUGGCCGGCAAUGGGGUUAAGACUGGCCGUUGUUUGAAAGACAGGGACAGCAUCAGAGGGACUUGUGAGAUACUGGCCUGGUGUCCAGUGGAGAAAAGAUCCAAGCCCAAGAAACCACUUCUUGCCGCAGCAGAAAACUUCACUGUUUACAUCAAGAACUCAAUCCGUUUCCCCAAGUUCAAGUUCUCCAAGACAAAUGUGCUGGCAACCAACGACGAGUCCUACCUGAAGAGCUGCCGCUACAGCACGGAGCAUCCGUACUGUCCCAUCUUCCUCCUUGGGAACAUCGUCCAGUGGGCUGGGAGUGACUUCCAGGAAAUGGCCUUGGAGGGUGGUGUGAUAGGAAUUCAGAUUGAAUGGAACUGUGAUCUUGAUAAAGCCCCUUCUGAAUGUAAUCCUCACUAUUCUUUUAGCCGGCUGGAUAACAAGUUUGCAGAAAAGUCCAUCUCUUCUGGGUACAACUUCAGGUUUGCCAAAUAUUACCGGGAUGCUGAGGGGGUUGACUACCGGACACUCAUGAAAGCGUAUGGAAUCCGCUUUGAUGUGAUGGUGAACGGCAAGGCAGGGAAGUUUAACAUCAUCCCCACCAUUAUCAAUAUCGGCUCAGGGCUUGCUCUCAUGGGAGCGGGAGCUUUCUUUUGUGACUUGGUGCUGCUGUAUCUGAUUAAAAAGAGUAACUUCUAUCGAGGCAAAAAGUACGAGGAAGUAAAGUCCAGUUCCAGGAAAUCAUUAUCCAGCCCCACACUGAACGGGAAUCAGAGCCCUGAGCAGCUCGGGGGGCUCUAGGCACAGCGAUGGCUCUGCCAGCUGGACUUGCAUUCCGGGGAAACCACGCAGGUGUGAAAUCACACCAGGACUGGGAGGUGGAGACACCCCAGAUCAGAUCUACUCUCUAUUAUUGGGAUUCCCAGAGGAAAAAAAAGUCCUUUAAAGAACACCUUACUUUCCCUGAGAUGUUCUUUGGUAUCCUGAGCUUGCAACAGUGUGUUGUCAAUAUGGAUUUAUAAAAGGAUUUUAUAAAAGGAAAAAGAAGGCACCAAAUGAAUGGUUUUGUACCUCUUGAUAGAUCUCUUUGUCCCUACAUCAAUAGCCAGCGUUAUCCCGUGGCUGUGCUUCGCUUCCACGCGCCGAAGAGCCGUGAUGUGACCCAGCACCGGCACUCGAGGAGGGCUGAGAUCCAACCCGUCUCCUGCUCCCCUGCCUGUGGCCGCAGCUGCCGCCUCUCGCUUGUGUGACUCACAGGAUAAAGCUGUAAAGCAGCAGGACAGCUCUUGUCGGGAAGCGUGAUGAAGUUCAGCAGCUCUCAGAGCGUGGGGGAAAGAGGAUGAUUAUCCUGUAACACCUUGGGCCUGUGUCAGAGCAGGGGCAGUUGCUGUUAGGGCUAGAAACGGUGCUUCGCCAGGAAAGCCUUCGCAGCAGCUGCAAUGAGGCGCUGUGCUCGUCUCAGGAGCAGCAGAAGGUCCUGCCGCAGCUCCUGGUGGAGAAUUGCCCGGCCCCCUCACCCCCGGCCACCGGCUCCACUUGUAGUUGGGCCAGAGAACCAUUUCAGAGCACAAAACGGGUGACAGGGGUAAUCUGAAGUAAGGCAGGACACACAUUUUUGUGGUUGACAUUGGGGGAAAAAGGGGUUAAUGCACUGAAAAGCAGCGUGGUGCUGGAGUAUCUGCAUGGAGAUGGUCUUGGGUUCUCCCUCCUUUGUUUAGCGGUUGGUUUAAUCUGCUCGGGAUUGUCCAUUUCUGCAUCGUGUACCAAUCGUUCAUAGUGGGGAGAGAUCCGGAUGGGAGACCUAAUGCUUAUGCCUUUUUUCAUAGUACAUUGAGCUGUACUGCAGAACUGAAUUUAAGUCUUCAUGCCCCCCAGAUUCCAUAGAAUAUUUCCCUUCUUUAUACCAUCUAUUUAGCACGAUUCCCAUAAUCAUUGUUGUUGAUGAAACAUAACCAGAUUCCCUCUCAGGAGCUGCUUUUUUCCUCCUUGUAUUAAUGUACAGCAAUAAAAUGUAUCACUUUAGGGGAAUGUUCCCUGAGACUCUUCUGCAAAGUGUGUUCUUUAGGUUGCACACCCCACCUUCUCUUUGUGAUACACACUAAUGCUAAGCAAGCCAGUUAUGAGUAGAGCAAGUAGAUACCUGUUAAUGGGCAGCAAGUGCUGGUUGUUUUCUGAGGCCAUUAAUCUGUCAAAGCAUUAAUUACUGCGGGAAUUCCAACCUUGAUCAUUUUUCCCCCAAAAGGAAACACCACAGAGGUAAUGUUUAUAGUAUCAAAUCUACCUUUUGUAUAAACCUGCAUUUUACCAGUUGAUUUUUUUUUCUGUAAAAUAUUUUAAACUAUUUUAUGGUGUAAAAUCUGUGUGCAACAUAAAAAGGGAAUAUCAGACAGUGUUCCGGUGAAGCAAUGACUAGUUCAAAGAACAGCAUUACCCACAGGGAGCAGUGUGUGUUCUAGAAGGAAAUACAGGACAAAACCCAGUUGUUGUACAAGAAUUUGAUCACUAUGUUCAAUGAGUCUCUAAACAUCUAAUUUGCACAAGCAGAUCUAUAGCAAAGAUAUUACCUGUACGGUGGGUGAUAGAAUUUUCCCCUCUGUUUCUGUCAGAGACAUAUGGAACCACAACAACGCACUAUUCCAUUACAGAAAAUCCCAAGCAGCUCACAAGCAUGUUCAGCACAGAGGGAGCUGCAGGCUGCGAGAUGCUGCACUGACCUGUCAUUGGACACAACAGACUAAAAAGGAGCAAAGUGUUUGACUUGCGAGAGCAUCACGUAUCGAGUUUUGUCUAUGUCAGUGAAGAGUAACCGUGACAACGUCAUUUAUUGGUAGCGUGUACAUAGAGCAAUUUUGGAAAUAACGUUUGCACUAGCAACUCAACUACGUUUCUGUACCAAAACUUUACAUACAUUUAAUUACAUGCUACUGUGGAGUA
Messenger RNA from Columba livia (rock pigeon), 7797 nucleotides. It is a transcript of the gene P2RX5, whose product is annotated as purinergic receptor P2X 5. Gene Ontology annotation, molecular function: extracellularly ATP-gated monoatomic cation channel activity; purinergic nucleotide receptor activity; ATP binding. Bases 4408 to 5664 code for a protein of 418 amino acids. Gene Ontology annotation, biological process: response to ATP; calcium ion transmembrane transport. Lineage: Eukaryota; Metazoa; Chordata; Aves; Columbiformes; Columbidae. The record is from RefSeq and is a predicted model, not a curated record. The transcript has 12 exons. Gene Ontology annotation, cellular component: nuclear inner membrane; plasma membrane.